AUGGCAGACAGCAACGCUUCGGGGAGCCACACAAUUAAGAAGGGAGCUGCUGAAAAAUUACCCGAGAAUGUCGCUCAGAACAUGCCCAAGCUUCUCACCCAGGGCGAACCUGAGGGGGAGCAAAGCCAGGAAGAUGACUCUGAAGAGGAUGAACUGAAGAAUGAUGGAACAAAGAAGAAGGUUAGAUUCAAGGAGGACUUGUGCGAGAAACAUUCACGCAAGAAAGAGUCCCACAAGAGGGAUCCUAGCAAAAAGCCCUCUCACAAAAAAGAGUCACGGAAGAAAGACCCCCAAAAAGAAGACAGCCAUAAGAAAUCUGAACCAAAAAGCUGCCGCAUUGGCUUUUUUGAUUCAUAUACACUGCGAAGGUUUGAAGGCAUGUGGAACAAAAGGUUAGCUGAUCUCAAAGAUGUCCAAGAAAAACUGGAAAAGCUUGACAAGAAGAAGAAGGAGUUACACCAAGAAGAAAAAGAGCUCAAGGAAUGGCUUAAUAGGCUUCAUGAAAGUAUCAAGAACAAGCGAUCUUGA
Messenger RNA from Fusarium odoratissimum NRRL 54006, 528 nucleotides. RefSeq lists its product as uncharacterized. The record is from RefSeq and is a predicted model, not a curated record. The transcript has a single exon. NCBI's taxonomy places the organism in Eukaryota, Fungi, Ascomycota, Sordariomycetes, Hypocreales, Nectriaceae. Bases 1 to 528 code for a protein of 175 amino acids.